Messenger RNA from Paramuricea clavata, 2358 nucleotides. The record is from the annotation of a GenBank genome assembly. Lineage: Eukaryota; Metazoa; Cnidaria; Anthozoa; Malacalcyonacea; Plexauridae.
AUGCCACGAAUUCAUCUUCGCCGCAAGGCUAUUUUUUAUCUGCUUGUGAUAGUCAUCGUUAUUUUGGUUGUUUUCAAUGUCUUACGCUGGGACAACCGUGUGUCGUUGGAUAAAUUAACCGUCAACUCGUCGAUGAAACGGUUAAUUCAGAAAUUGGUCCCUAAACCAAAGCGUGUGUUGACGUUCGAAAUUGGCAGGCCAAAGCCAGAAGGAAAACCGUCAGUUUGUCAGUUCACCCAAAGCGAUGGCCUUGAACUCCUUGCAGAGAACUAUUUAUACCCUGGGGACAUUCCAGUUGAGAAGAAAUGCUCAGAAACCAGUACAAUUAUAUGUGCUAUAAGUGGUUCCUUCGGGUCCUUUCAAGUCAGCUGUGAACACAACCCGUGUAGUUCGACUGUCAAAGUUGGAUCACUGAUUAAAGAGACUGGUCAAAUUCAGUGGGAGGAUGUCAACUCGAGUAAACUCGAAAAAUUUAUCCAAGAAUUUGUGCUUAAAAAUCUAGACGAAAUGUAUCCGUUCUUCUAUUUAAAAUGUGGUGAUACCACAAAACAUAAUAUUGCUAGCCAAGCAACCCAGUUAGUCUCAGUACCCCUUGCUAUACCUAUCAAUACCUCACAUGCUACUAAAAAGGACAUUAAUGUUAAUAUUCUAUUUUUGAAUGCAGUCUCAAGGAGGCACUUUUACAGGUCCCUACCAAAAACAAUAGCAGCAUUUCGUAACAUUAACCUUAACCCAAAAUCUACUUCAAAUGUUUUAGAUUUUGAGCUGUAUCAAGCCUUGGGGGCAACAUCCCAAGAAACCCUUUUGGGAUUUGUCACAGGCAGGAAUAACAAUUCUCAAAGUACAACAGAAAAAACCUUGCUGAAUCACUUUAAGCAGACUGGGUACCAGACCCUUUGGCAAAAUGACAAGUGUUGGAAAUCCGAUGUCGAUUUUGCCUGGUACUUUGGGAUUCAUAAUUCAAAUAUUCAAAAUAACUUGGAAAAUUUGAAAGUUAAAUUGACAUCAGAUAACAUAGAUUCACUUGGUCUCACACAUUCAAGCUGUGUUAAGUAUGUUGAGAAUACUGAAGAAAAUAAUAAAUUAACAAAUUGGCAGAUUUGUAUCAAUGGAAGGUUCCAACAUGAUUACUUUUUAGACUAUAUUGGACAAUCACUAAGUGAAGUUAAUAAGAACCCUUCAUCAAGGCCUCUGUUUUCAUUGACAUCUUUAAGCUUGGGGAAAGAGAAAAGUGGUCGUCAUAUCCAAGUGUUAGAUAAUUCUCUAGCUACCUUUGUGACAAAAAUGGCUGCAGACAAGAAUACCAUCACCAUUUUAAUAUCCGACCAUGGUAACACCUUUGACAUGUUCCCAGUGCAAACAAUGGAAGGUCAAUAUGAACAAUACAAUCCAUUUUUAUUUAUGGUUUUACCAACUUUUGUUGCAUGGCGACUUGGAGAAUCUAAGAAAAAGAUCAUACUUAACAACCAAUUAAAACUUAUCUCAAUUUCUGAUAUCCAUAAUAUGGCAUUAUCUUUAGUGGAAAACCAAAAACAUUCAAAUGAGUCGCACGAUCAUGGACUGUUUACAGAAAUUGAUGCUAAUAGGAACUGUGCUCAUCUUCAUUUGUCCUCAUCAUCAUUGUGUAUUUGUGACGGUUGGGACUCAAUGCAACAACCAAACACAUUCCAUUCCAUUAUUGCCGAGUUUGCUUUAGGUCGGCUCAACAACUUGAUUGCUAACCAAUACACUAACCAAAAGACUCAAGAAGCACCAUUUGUUACAUGUGAACGAUUAAAGGGGGUGCUAUUAAGGAACAUUAGUCAGAAGAGAAUUGAAAAUGGGUACAUUAUUACUCAAAUUGAUAUUUAUGUCCAAAACAAUGAGCUAUUUAGUGUUAAUGUCAAAUGGCAUGGUGAUAACAGUCCAGCAAUGGAAAUGGCACUAGUUAACUAUAAAAGAAAGCAUUCUGAUGUUGAACAUAAUUCUUGCUCAACAUACAUUGACAGAGACCUAUGUGUCUGCCAUGUUAAGUUGAAAGAAAGCAACUCUGCCAAAAUCAUACUAAACUGGAAAAAGUAUGGCAGUGUAUUUGGAAAGAGGACAAAGGUAGACAAUCGGCACAACCAUUGCCUUUAUAUUCUUUCUAGGGAUUAUGGAGUGAGCACAGUGUUUGAAGCUGCAAAUAUGUGCAAUGAUGGUGAAUAUAAUGUGAGAAUGAAUUUUGAGUUAGAGAACAUGAGAACACCUGGGGAAUUACCAGUUAAUGUGACUAUCCCUCCAAUGUCUAUUGAAUUUUUAACAUUUGUUAUGCCUCUGCAUUUGACUAAUCCUGGCACCUGGGAAUAUGAGGUAGACUUUUCACUUAACAUCAAAUGA